CAAGAAACAAGAAUUCUUAUUACGCUGUCGGGAUCUCAGUACAUUUUCAGCAAUCAGGCGGGCAGCAAGUGUCGUGGUUCAAGUGCGGCUAAAACAAAUUUAUAUCUCUCUCAAUCUCUUGAUUGUGCCUGACUUUUGUGAUUUGUUUUGGUUUUUGUGGCAAAUAAGGGACAAUUGCAACAACAACAAUAACAAAACAAAUCGAGUGCAUUUAGUGAGAAACGCGUAAUUUGAACUCAAAAUUCAAUAAUUACCGCCAAAAUCCUACAAAAAAAAAUUACAAAAAAUUCGAAAUAAAAAAAAUAAGAAAUACAACAGCAGCAGAAGAAUACAAAUUCAAAUCAACAAAUUAUAAUCCAUUUCCAAAAAUAAGUGAUUCAAGUGUAAACACAAAAAGAAAUUAAAAAUUAACAAAAAAUGCUGCUUUGAACUAAAAACCAAUUGGACCAAGUGUUAAGCUAAUAUAUAAAAAAAUAAAUACAUAAAUACAAAAAUUUGGAAAUUUGUAAUUCUCAUUAAAGGACAAAGAUCAGUGCUCCGUCCAUUGGCCAAGGCUCCAAUAGUCCGAUAAAAAUGGACAAAGGCCGCCAGAGGUUGCCGCAACUUUCGCCAAAUUAGCGCUGAGAGAACAACCACAACAACAACAACUAAAACAAAUUCCAACAACAACAAAAACGACAAACGAUAGAUUUGACGAAACGGCACAGUAAAUAUUUGCGAAUCUCAGACACACAAAAGAAUAAGAAACAAGAACACACGAAUUUGUUCAACACAACAAAAAAAGGAGCAAAACAAAAAAAAUCCGAGAAUCAAUUGAAAACGGGUCAAGGAAUUAAACAGACAAAAGGCUGCGGAUCAAGUCCAUUAAGGGCCCAAAAAGAAAACUCAAACACGCAUAGACCAAAACGAAGAAGAAGACGAAGAAGGAGAGAAGGAGAGAAAAAUAGAAGUCUAUAUAGGACCACUUAAAUGACCGAGUCCACCCAGCUGCAAACGGCGGAGAAUAACAGUGCGGGAGUGGUGAAAAUGGAGCCACCCCCACCGGCAACCCAUUCCGCCCACUCGCAUACACUCUCCACAGCCGCAAUGGCAGCAAGCGCCGCUUCAGCUUUAUCACCAGCAACGCCACCGCCGCCGCUGCCAGCAGCAACAUCAUCAUCCUUAUCCUCAGCGGCGUCAUCGUCGUCAUCAUCAUCAUCGGCUGCGUUGGCUGCCUCCGCCUCCCAUCAGCAGCAACAUUACGCUCUCAAAUGGAACGACUUUCAGACUUCGAUACUCAGCUCGUUUCGUCAUCUACGCGACGAGGAGGACUUUGUCGAUGUAACGCUGGCCUGUGAUGAGCGCUCAUUUACCGCCCACAAGGUUGUGCUCAGUGCGUGUAGUCCUUAUUUUCGUAAAUUGCUCAAGGCAAAUCCCUGCGAGCAUCCCAUUGUCAUAUUGCGUGAUGUACGCAGCGAUGAUGUGGAGAAUCUAUUGAGCUUCAUGUACAAUGGCGAAGUUAAUGUCAGCCAUGAACAGUUACCCGACUUCCUAAAGACAGCACAUUUGCUGCAAAUACGCGGUCUGGCGGAUGUCAAUGGCGGCUAUCCGUAUGCCAAGGCCUUGUCUGCCGCUCUCAGUCACAAUAAUAAUAAUAAUCACAAUAAUAAUAAUAAUGCCGAGAGUAGUAACCAUAACAAGAUCAGCAACUAUUUGCCUGUGGCACAUUCUGCCAAUAGCAGCAGCAGCAGCAGCCACAACAACAGCAGCAACAUCAAUAAUCACAAUUCCCCCUUCAAUACGCCGCAGCUACCCGUUGCAGUGCCACCAAGUGCCAGUGUAGCAGCCGCAGCAGCAGCUUCAUUAACUGCCGCUGUUGCUGCAGCAGCAGCAGCCACUGCCAGUUUACCCUCGGGCAGUAGCAGCAGCAGUGGUGGAUCAAGUGCCAGCGGCACACCCGCCAUACAGGAAUUGAAGGCCUCUGCAUCGUCGCCCGUAAGAAAAUCCAAUCCCACUCCCAUCAAAGCAAACAGCAGUAAUCACUGGGAUCUAAGUGAAAUGGAUGGCGGACGCAAGAGUCAUCUAACGCCGCCACCACAAAAACGCAUUAAAAGUGCCGAUCUAUUCCGGGCCCAACAUGGCAUCAGUCCGGAAAGACUGCUACUCGAUCGUGAAUUUCCUGUGGCCGGACAACAUCCAUUGACCCGUAAUCGUAGUGGUCGUGACACUUCAAAGGAUCGUGAACGUAAUCUAGAAUUGCGUGAAUCACUUUUAGGCCAGGCACUCGAGAACAGUAAUGGACAACAGGCCAAUCAGAAACACGAUCUCGGUCAGAGUGCUGGCGAGGAUUCCAAUAGCAGCGAUACAGAGCCCUCAGAUCGAGGUGAUGGCCAGCAUGAUGGUACACUCGAUGGCAUGGAUAAUCAACGUUCACACUCGUUCCCCAAUGCAUUCCUUGGCCUGCAGGGCAUUCCGGGUUUGCUGCCAGGACCUUCCGGCAUGAGUGGCAAUGAUUUCGUUUCCCGACGUUCACUGGAGAUGCGUGUCCGGGCCACCGAUCCCCGUCCGUGCCCCAAAUGUGGCAAAAUCUAUCGUUCGGCCCACACACUGCGCACUCAUCUGGAGGAUAAGCACACAGUUUGCCCCGGCUAUCGUUGUGUCCUGUGCGGCACAGUGGCCAAAUCGCGUAAUUCACUUCAUUCGCACAUGUCCCGUCAGCAUCGAGGCAUCUCGACCAAGGAUCUACCAGUUCUACCCAUGCCGAGCGCCUUUGAUCCGGAUCUAGCCUCACGUCUGCUGGCCAAGGCAGGUGUAAAAAUCUCACCUGCCGAGCUGCGGGCUCGAGCCUCACCCACAGGUGGCAGCGGCAGCAGCGGCGGUGGUGGUGGAGGCGGCAGUGGUCAACAGAAAUUGGACUUAAGUAAUGCCAGCGGUGGGCCAUUGGAUGAUGCCGAGGAUUCGGAUGAUGAUCCCGAGGAUUUGACCACUGGCAAUGGCCUGUAUGGCAUGGGCGGUGGCAGUGCCAGCGAUUUGAGUCGCUAUCACGAGAGUUUGCUGAGUAAUUUUGGCCAUGCCAAUACCACUAUCUCAAGAAUGCGUAAUGAGGCAGCCGCCGCAGCGGCCACAGCAGCCGCUUUGGGGCAACCAAAGGAUCUUCAGUUACCCACUGGCAACGCUGCUAGCCAAUCCCUGCUAGACACUUAUUUGCAAUUUAUCACGGAAAACACUUUCGGUAUGGGAAUGUCGCAAGAGCAUGCUGCUGCAGCUGCUUUGCAUGCUGCCAAAAUGGCCCAAUUGAAUGCCAUGGGUCAUAGUUUGGAUAAGCUGCCGCCUGGUUUGUUGCCCGGUCAAUUUGAUUUAAGUAAACUGGCAGCUGGUGGUAGUCCUGCAUCUGGUACCGGCUUUGGUGGCUCUCAGAGUGGAGCCGGUCUAACAAUUGAGCCAAUCCUGCGACAUGAUCAACAGCAAUCAUCCAGCAGUCUGUCACCCCAUUCGCAUGGACCAUUGUCGCUUAGCUCAGUGGCUCGUAGUAUGCAACAGCAUGGCCAUCUAAAUGAUCUUGAUGAUACCGAAGAUGGGGCAGAUGAUGGCAAUGAGGGAGCAGAGAUUCGCAGAGAUGGUUCCGAGCCAAUGGAUUUGGGUUUAGAUCAUAAUAAUCAAUCGGGCAGCAUGAAUGAGGCGGCCAAUUCGGAUGCCGAGGAGAACUACUCCGAGGACGAGGGUGUGCACAAUACAUAAAUUUAUCAACCAAAAUACCAAUAUGAUCGAUGACAACAAAUUGUAUACCCCAAAAUCAUGGAACAUAUGUAACGAGUAGCCUUAUCCUCAUGUAUACCAGUUUACGUGUACAUUAUGAAAAUGCACGAUAGUUACCUUAGGACUAGUAGAAUUUUAUGUUGUGUGUUUAUGUUUAGAAGCGCACAUACAUACCUAUAUAUAUAUACAUAUAUAUAUAUACUUAUAUACA
Messenger RNA from Drosophila willistoni, 3946 nucleotides. RefSeq names its product protein abrupt (gene ab). Gene Ontology annotation, molecular function: protein binding. Gene Ontology annotation, biological process: regulation of transcription by RNA polymerase II. The coding region runs from base 970 to 3717 and encodes 915 amino acids. The record is from RefSeq and is a predicted model, not a curated record. Lineage: Eukaryota; Metazoa; Arthropoda; Insecta; Diptera; Drosophilidae. Gene Ontology annotation, cellular component: nucleus. The transcript is spliced from 9 exons.